This is a messenger RNA of Pyrenophora tritici-repentis Pt-1C-BFP, 939 nucleotides long. NCBI's taxonomy places the organism in Eukaryota, Fungi, Ascomycota, Dothideomycetes, Pleosporales, Pleosporaceae. The record is from RefSeq and is a predicted model, not a curated record.
AAUACCAGUCACCAGAAGAACCUCGUUGUUGUUAUUCACCCGUACGAUCGUACAAGGCCUACCAACAGGGAAAGAUAUAUCUGACGUCAUCAUCUGCCUGUCACCAGACUAUCUCGUCUUGCUAAUCCACCAUCUCUAACCCACCUGGCCGCCCCAACCUAUAAUUAUAAGAACCUUCCCCAUCUCUCUCUCUCAAGCAGAAUAACGGCAAGAAAUAAAUAAUGUCAUCAAUCCCCGGUCUCUCGACGAGACUAAGCCCCGUCUACCCACCAAGCCAGACCUCAGAAACGGAACCGGCAUCGACACAAGCCUUGAUUGAAGCGCUGGGACUGGAACGCCACGUCGAGGGUGGGUAUUUUGCCGAGAUUGAUAGAAAUCCGGUUUUGGUGGAUAACCCGUUCUUGGAUGAUGGAGAAGAAGAGGAUGGGGAAAAGACAGCAUCAACACCUCUCUCAGGAGAUGAUACGAAAAGAAACGCCAGCACGAGUAUAUACUACAUGCUCAGCGCGGCGAAUCCGCAGGGGUGCUUUCAUAGGAAUAAGGCGAGGACGAUACACACCCUCAUCUCCGGCAAAGCCCGGUACAUCCUCAUCCACGCAAACGAAUCCAACACCCCCAAACGCAUAGAAAGUUUUGUUGUGGGAAAUGACUACGCGGCUGGUGAACGGAGUGUUUGGGUUGUUGAGGGGGGGAAGUAUAAGGGUAGUUUUUUGCUGGAUGGUGGGACUGAGGGGAGGUGUUUGAUUAGUGAGACCGUAAUACCAGGCUUCGAAUACUCAGAUCACGAUUUCCUUACCAUGGAGAAGUUGAGGGGCUUGGUGACGGAGGAGCAGGCGAGGGAGUUGGAGUGGUUGGUUAGAAAGGAUUAAGGUUGGGAAUAUAUUAUCACUGUCUAAUUAAUACUAGAACGAGUGUGUAGCCAUUAUUAUAACUAAUACC